Messenger RNA from Vittaforma corneae ATCC 50505, 423 nucleotides. RefSeq lists its product as uncharacterized. The coding region runs from base 1 to 423 and encodes 140 amino acids. The record is from RefSeq and is a predicted model, not a curated record. NCBI's taxonomy places the organism in Eukaryota, Fungi, Microsporidia, Nosematidae. The transcript has a single exon.
AUGAAUUUUGGAGAGGAUGCUGUAGUACUCAAAAACUUAUCUAAAGAAAAUCAAUCUAUACCAAAGAAUAAAACGCUUAUAAAGGCAAUUGAGAACUCGGAUAUAUCUUUUCUUCAGGAAUUACUUGUUUCAGAUUCACGAUUUGAGGACAUAAGCGGACUAUCCAAAUUUUAUAAAUGCAAACUUUUACCAUUACUUACAGAAUUUUUGGAUCAGCCAUUAAGACUUGAAGCAAUACAAUGCAUAUAUGAAAUAAUGACUGAUACAGGAAAUAUUGAUGCGUUUAGCAAAACUUUAAUUGAUCGAUCAGUAGAUUUUAAUAAACUGGUCUUUCUCAAAGGAAAAAUAGAUUAUUUGAAGUAUCUUCAAAGAUCUAAAGCUGAAAAUAAGGCUGAAAAUGAGCAUGUUGAACAGAAUCAAUAG